Pollicipes pollicipes is the source of this 1440-nucleotide messenger RNA. RefSeq names its product KAT8 regulatory NSL complex subunit 3. The record is from RefSeq and is a predicted model, not a curated record. Lineage: Eukaryota; Metazoa; Arthropoda; Thecostraca; Pollicipedomorpha; Pollicipedidae. Gene Ontology annotation, cellular component: NSL complex. Gene Ontology annotation, biological process: positive regulation of transcription by RNA polymerase II. The transcript is spliced from 8 exons. Bases 1 to 1440 code for a protein of 479 amino acids.
AUGGACGAGUGUCAGGAGCACGUGGCCAACGCGCGCGACGUGCCCGAUGACCUGAUCGAACAGCUGACCAGUGAGACUCCCCGGGGGUCAUCGUGGAGCCCGGCCAAGCGCCAGCUGCUCCGGCGGAUCCUGGCUGCUCUGGACGGUUACCAGCUGGCGCGACGGGCGGUAGCCGGCCGGCGCGGUGCGGCGUUCGUGGCGCGCGUGCACGCGGAUCGGUGCGCGUCACGGGUGCGACGCGCUCUGGCGGCGGCCGGCUGGCAGCGGCCGCUCUGCCAGUGGCUGCACGGCCUGCUGCUGCAAAAGCUGGGUCGCGACGCGCUGGCGCUCUACCUGGAGGUGGUGCAGACGCUGACCAGCAAGACGCCAUCGCUGGCGGCUCGGCUGACGUGGCCGGCCGGCCCCCGCCACGGCCCGCUCUCCGCCGAGACGCUGGCGCCGCUGCUGCGCCGGCCCUGGGAACCGGCCACCCACAUCAUCUCUCAGCACAAGCUGCGGCGCCUUCCCAACAACCCGCUGCUGGUGCUGGUACCGUCGUCGCCGUGCCACGGCUCGGACGCCAGCCGGCUCGGCUUCGGCACCGGCCGGCUCGACUUCUGGCACCGCCAGCUCUCGGCGCUCGGCAAGGUGGUCGCCAUCAGCGUGUUCGAGGGUGGCGCGCCGAGCCGCGGCAUCACCGUCAGCGAGAGCCUGUCGCACAUCAUGGCCAUGUGCCGGAGCCAGGUGGCCGAGCUGCGGCGGCCCGGCCGGCCGCUGGUCCUGCUCGGCUGGGGCGCCGCCGGUCUGGUGGCCGCCCACCUGGCGCUGGUCGAGCCCGUCAGCGCCGUGGUCGGGCUCGGCUUCCCGUACUGGUCGGCGGCCGGGCGGCGCGGCGAGCCGGACGACCCGCUGCUCGAGUCGCGCACGCCCACCCUGCUGCUGGUGGGCCAGUCGGCCAGCGACGCGGCGCCGCACGAGCUCGAGCUGAUGCGCGACCGGAUGCGUGCAGAGACUGGCCUGGUGGUGGUGGGCGGCGCCGACCGCCGCCUGCUGGUCAACCGGCACAAGCGGCAGCGCGAGGGCCUGACGCAGAGCAUGGUGGACCGCGCAGUCAUGGAGGAGGUCUCCGAGUUCCUGACCAACAUCCUGACGCAGCAGCUGGACGGCACGCUGCCCGUGUUUCCGCGGCUGCCGACUCCGCCACUCUGCCGCGAAGACGCGGUGCUGAGGAACCUGGCGCGCGAGCGGCGGCGGCGGCCGGUCGGCCCGGCCAAACAGCGUGCCAGGCCGACCAGGAGCGGGCGUCCGAGGGGCCGGCCGCGUGCCGCCACGCAGCGUCCAGAGCCGGGCGGCUCGCCGGCCGCCGACGACCGACUCUCUCUCGGAGCCGCCCAUCAUCGACCUGAUCCAGGAGGCGGACAGCGCCGCGACGCUGAAAAUGAUGACGACGCCGCCGUUUAA